This is a messenger RNA of Diaporthe amygdali, 2544 nucleotides long. RefSeq lists its product as uncharacterized. Gene Ontology annotation, molecular function: calcium channel activity; calcium ion binding. The record is from RefSeq and is a predicted model, not a curated record. NCBI's taxonomy places the organism in Eukaryota, Fungi, Ascomycota, Sordariomycetes, Diaporthales, Diaporthaceae. The transcript is spliced from 3 exons. Gene Ontology annotation, biological process: calcium ion transmembrane transport; intracellular calcium ion homeostasis. Gene Ontology annotation, cellular component: membrane. Bases 1 to 2544 code for a protein of 847 amino acids.
AUGACGUCCCCUGUACACGUCGACACAAGCGAGAAGGCUGACCCAAACCUCCUUGCUCCUGACGCGGCCACCCUCAGUCACUACUCAGACUCCAGGGAAAAUGCCAGCCGACUCAUGGACGACCUCGAACUGCUGCGAAUCGAGCGUCAGGUCAGCAACGCGGAGAGGGAAAAGGACAAUAUCUCCAGGCGCCGCUCAAAUUCACGACAUCACCACCAUGACAGGCACAAUCCUGAAGCCCCGCCUGAGGACGCAUUUCACACCUUGACCGAGCCUACCCAACUGCCCCAGAUUACAACAGAGCCGGAACCAACGGCCUUGGGCAAGCUCUUCAAGAAACUGAGGAGAUUCCCCAGAGUAAUCCGCUACUUCGUCUAUGCGAUCCCAAUAGGAGCCGUUCUCCUGACUCCCAUUCUAUUGGACAUUUAUGCAUUUCCGGGGAGUGACAACCCGGUGGGUGGCCCGGGUGGCCUGACGCUCCUCUGGUUCGGAAUCUGGCUUGAGGUUGUGUGGUGCAGCCUCUGGGCGAGCCGCAUCCUGGUUUCGAUGCUGCCAUUCUUGCACGGCCUUGCCGCAAAAAUGGUCGGUUCCAGCAACCACAAGAAAUGGAAGGACAUUGGCAGGCAAAUGGAGAUGCCUACUGCCGGGUUUAUCUGGUUGUUGGGCCUGCUUGCCUCGUUCAAGCCCAUCACCGACAGCCAUAGAGAUUCAGGAGGAAAAUGGUCAGACGACGGGGACCCGCCUUACAUCACCUGGAUCGACGUUGUCUACAAAGUCAUUAUUGCUCUUUUCGUUCUUGCUGCCAGUAACUGGGUCGAGAAGAUUUUGAUUCAGUGGAUUGCGACUUCCUUCCACACCAGGACGUAUGCGUCUCGAAUCGAGCAAAACAGACUGGAAAUCAAUUUUCUGGUUCGACUGUACGAGUUUAGCAAGGAAAAGCUGGCCCACGAUGACCCCGUGUGGGCGGAUUCCAACGGCGGCCCAUCUGGGGCUAAGACACCUAUGAAAAUGGUCCAGGAGAAUGCCCGGCAAGCCUGGACUCAGAUAGGCAAGGUUGCCGGGAAAAUGGCUGGAGACUUUACUGGCCGUAAGGUCAUGGCUGCCGGUCACCCUAGAAAGGUCGUCCUGGAGUUGCUCCGCAGCCAGCACAGCAGCCACACACUGGCACGGCUUAUUUAUCGAACCUUUGUCCGCCCGAACGAGGAGACAAUCACGCUCGAUGAUCUCAAGCAGGCAUUCCCUUCAGCUGAGGAUGCGGAGACUUGCUUUGGAAUAUUUGACAAAGAUCUCAACGGUGACAUCUCCAUGGAAGAGCUCGAGCUCGUCUGUAAUGAGAUUCACCUCGAGAAGAAGGCCAUCGCCGCCUCAUUGAAAGAUCUCGAUUCGGUCAUCAAGAAGUUGGACACAGUCUUCCUUUUCAUCAUCUUUAUCAUUGCUGCAAUCGUCUUCAUUUCCAUCCUCUCAGGCUCGGCAGCGGCUGCUCUUGGUACCAGCGGUACUACCAUCCUUGGUCUGAGUUGGAUGCUCCAGGCAACUGCUCAGGAAUUUUUGCAGUCCAUCAUUUUCGUUUUUGUUAAACAUCCCUUCGACGUGGGAGAUCGAGUCACCGUAUACGGCAACACUGGAUCGCUCGGGACUGGCGACGAUUACUAUGUGCAAGAAAUCAGUCUACUCUACACUGAGUUCAAGAAGAUGGAAGGCCACAUUGUCCAAGCGCCCAAUUCUCUUCUCAACACGCUCUUCAUACUCAACCAGCGACGGUCUAGCGGACUGGCCGACCCCAUCGAGCUCAAAUUGAAGUUUGGCACGUCUUCUGAACUUAUCGAGGAACUCAAGGCCCGCAUGCUCGACUUUGUGCUGGAGAACAAGCGCGACUACAACUCAAAGAUCAUAAGCGAGGUCCGCACCAUUGAUGAAGUCUACUCUGUGACACUGAAUGUCAUUUUCUUCCACAAGUCCAACUAUCAAAAUGAGCUGCUGCGACUUCAGCGCCACAACAAGUUUGCCGCGGAAUUGAUGCGCGUCAUGACUGAGUUGGGAAUAGAAGGACCAAGAAAAUUGGAGCCUGGCGGAGCUCAAAACUUCCCAUUUUACCUCGCGUACCCGCCUGCCUACAACGAAACCCCGCCGAAGGAGAACGUCGUCAGGGACCAGCGCAGUGGCAGUCUUCGAACCGGGCCCGGCAGCGUCCACCGCGACGACGCAUCCUUACGCCCAACAAGCCCGCCCAGCCCUGACGUGCGACGACGCAGGGCCGAGUCGCAGGCCCGAGCACAAAUGGACCGCUUCCCUGAUUUUGGCGACGUGUUUGAAGGUCGCAAGGACCCUGCUGCUGCCAACCUGGCCCGCCUGCAGAGCCUGAGGGAGGAGGCCGCAAGCGCUAGCCAGUCAUCGGGUGUCGACCGGUUUGGACGAGGCCCAAGUCUGGACAGGGUCGGCACGAUGAACAGCGACAUGACAUCCAGGCACGGCCGGGGCAUAUUCAGACGACCGCGGAGCGCCUCAAAGACAGUUUCAAGCGAUAGAGGCGGGAACAUUGUGUAG